CGGUCCUGGCCCCAUUUCCGAGCCUGCUUUGGGGCCCGCGCGGUGGCGGUGCCGUGGGCCGCCUGGGACCUCUGUCCGCGGCCUGGGUUCUCUGCCCGCCGUCCGGGCUCUGUCCCCAGCGGGUCUCAGGGGUUGCGCUCUCCCCCGGGCACCAGUGUGGGAACGGGCAGUGCAGUCACCUGCGGGGCGGGGGCCGUUUGGGUUCCGUCCCGCGCAGGGUGGCCCCAAGUGACCACAACCGGGCCAUGGGGACAGCGCUCGUGUACCACGAGGACAUGACGGUCGCCCGUCUACUCUGGGACGACCCCGAGUGCGAGAUGGAGUGUCCUGAGCGGCUGACUGUAGCCCUGGAGCAGCUGCAGCGGCGCGGUCUGGAGCAGAGGUGCCUGCGGCUGGCGGCGCGGGAGGCCUCAGAGGCGGAGCUGGGUCUAGUGCACAGCCCAGAGUACGUGGCCAUGGUGCGGGGGACCCAGAGCCUGGGCAAGGGAGAACUCCAGGCACUGUCUGGACAGUACGACACAGUCUACUUCCACCCGGUGGGUGCCCCUCAACCUGCUUUCACCAAGCUCCACACACCCUGCUCGAUGCCACUGCCUAGCACGGGCUCAUUUGGCACCCCCACCCCACAGAGCACCUUCCACUGUGCCCGGCUGGCUGCAGGGGCUACGCUGCAGCUGGUGGACGCUGUGCUGACAGGGGCUGCACACAACGGACUUGCUCUUGUGAGGCCUCCUGGCCACCACAGCCAGCGGACGGCUGCCAAUGGGUUCUGUGUGUUCAACAAUGUGGCUAUAGCGGCCGAGUACGCCAAGCAAAAACAUGGGCUGCACAGGAUCCUCAUUGUUGACUGGGAUGUCCACCAUGGCCAAGGCACUCAGUACAUCUUUGAGGAUGACCCCAGCGUCCUCUACUUCUCCUGGCACCGCUAUGAGCAUGGGCGCUUCUGGCCCUACCUGCGAGAGUCAGAUGCAGACGAGGUCGGCCGGGGUCACGGUCGUGGCUUCACUGUCAACCUCCCCUGGAACCAGGUGGGGAUGGGAAAUGCUGACUACGUGGCGGCCUUCCUGCACGUGCUGCUCCCCCUGGCCUUUGAGUUUGACCCCGAGUUGGUGCUGAUCUCCGCUGGCUUCGACUCAGUCAUCGGGGACCCUGAGGGGCAGAUGCGGGUCACGCCAGAGUGCUUUGCCCACCUCACACAGCUGCUGCUGGUGUUGGCCAGAGGCCGGGUGUGCGCUGUGCUGGAGGGCGGCUACCACCUUGAGUUACUUGCCGAGUCAGUAUGCAUGACUGUCCAGGCACUGCUGGGUGAUCCUGCCCCGCCUCUGCUGGGGGCCAUGGUGCCAUGUGGAAGUGCCCUGGAGUCCAUCCAGCGUGUCCGGGCAGCCCAGGCCCCUCACUGGACAAGCCUCCAGCACCAGGACAUGGCUCCAGUGCUGAGUCCCAGCAUUGGCUCCCCAGAAGCGAGGCCCCCGCCCCCGCCACCUGCGGGUGCUGAGUACAUGGUGGCAGCAGCGGCUGAAGCAGUGGAAGCGCUGCGUGCCCUUCUGGACCAGCUGCGUCUCCGUCCCCUGCCUCCAGUCCGUACUGCCAUUGCCCUGACAUCGACAGACGCUGCCCUGGUCCUGCCCCCUGGUGUCCUCCAUCAGGAAGGGUCAGCCCCAAGGGAGGAGACCGAGGCCUGGGCCAGGCCCCAUGAGGCCCUGGUCCGGAACGAAGCCCUCACUGCGCUUGGAAAGGUCCUGAACCUCAUGGAUGGGAUCUUGGGUGGGCAGGUGAGCAGCGGCAUCGCAGCCACACCUGCCCUUGCCACCGCUGCCACCCUGGACGUUGCCAUCCGGCGUGGCCUAUACCUCGGGGCCCAGAGACUGCUGUGCGUGGCCGUGGGACAGCUGCAACGCCCCCCCCACCUCUCUGAUGACGGGAGGAUCCUGUGGCUGGACAUUGGGGGCCCGGAAGCAGCAGCCCUUUCCAUGUUCCACAUCUCUGUGCCGCUGCCAGGGGCGACUGGGGGGCUCCUGAACUGUGUCUUGGGCCUGGUGCUGCCCCUGGCCUAUGGCUUCCAGCCUGACGUGGUGCUGGUGGCACUGGGGCCAGCCCCUGGCCUGCAUGACAGCCACAGUGCACUUCUGGCCUCAAUGCUUCGGGGACCAGCAGGAGGCCGAGUCCUGGCCCUGGUGCAGGAAUCCAAACCCCAGCUUACAGGGGCCCUGGCCCGGGCGCUGCAUGGAGAGGCACCCCCAAGCCUGGGCCCCUGCUCUGCGGCCUCGCCCGAGGACACGCAGGCCCUAAAGCACCUAAGAGAGCAGCUGGAGCCUAAGUGGCGGAUGCUGCAGGUGGCUGUGACAUCACCUGGAAGCUUGCAAUCAGCUGAGGGGGAACAAUUCGCACCACAGAACUAACACUACAAACCAGCCGCCCAGAGCUGGAGCUUUGCUGGCCACAGCCACACCCAGCCUCCAGCAACUACCUCAACACCAGGCCCCUCCACCUCCCCUCCUCCUCCCCAUCAGUAAAUGUCAGUUAAAUGAAAGCCUGACUCUCUCUCCUUUAUUGGGCCUAUGCUGUUGUUAGGUGCUGUCAAGUCGGUUCUGACUCAUAGUGACCCCACACACAACAAAAUGAAACACUGUCCAGUCCUGCGCCAUUACGUCUGAGCCCAUUGUUGCAGCCCCUCUGUCAAUCCAUCUUGUUGAGGUUGUUGAGGGUGUUCCUCUUUUUUGCCGACCCUCUACUUUACCAAGGAUGAUGUUCUUCUGUAGGAACUGGUCCUUCUGAUAACAUGUCUAAAAUACCUGAGUGGAAGUCUUGCCAUCCUUGCUUCUAAGGAGCAUUCUGGCUGGACUUCUUCCAAGACAGACUUGUUCAUUCUCCUGGCAGUCCAUGGUGUAUGCAGUAUUUUUGGCCAGCACCACAAUUCAGAGGCAUCAACUCUUCUUCGGUCUUCCUUAUUGAUUAUGCAGUUUUUUUUACAUGCAUAUGAGGUGAUUGAAAGUAUUAUAACUAGCAUUAAUUUUUUACAUUUAUCUUUUUAAAUUGUGUUUUAAGCGAAAGUUUACAGCUCAAGUUGAUUUCUCAUACAAAAAUUUAUACACAUUGUUAUGUGACCCUAGUUGCUCUCCCUGUAACAUAACAGCACACUCCUCCUUUCCACCCUGGAUUUCCUGUGUCAACAAGCUCCUGUCCCUUUCUGCCUUCUCAUUUCACCUCCAGACAGAAGCUGCCCAUUUAGUCUCAUGUAUCUACUUGAAUUAAGAACCAUGCUCUUUAAAAGUAUCAUCUUCUGUCUUAUAGUCUAGUCUAAUCUUUGAAGAGUUGGCUUCGAGAACGGUUUUAGUUCUUGGUUAACAGAGAGUCUGGGGGCCCUGUCUUCCAGGGUUCCUCCAGUCCCAGU
Messenger RNA from Loxodonta africana (African savanna elephant), 3391 nucleotides. RefSeq names its product histone deacetylase 10 (gene HDAC10). Gene Ontology annotation, molecular function: deacetylase activity. Lineage: Eukaryota; Metazoa; Chordata; Mammalia; Proboscidea; Elephantidae. The coding region runs from base 246 to 2399 and encodes 717 amino acids. The transcript is spliced from 19 exons. Gene Ontology annotation, biological process: negative regulation of transcription by RNA polymerase II. The record is from RefSeq and is a predicted model, not a curated record.